This is a messenger RNA of Lymnaea stagnalis (great pond snail), 925 nucleotides long. NCBI's taxonomy places the organism in Eukaryota, Metazoa, Mollusca, Gastropoda, Lymnaeidae. The record is from the annotation of a GenBank genome assembly.
GUUUCAUCCAUCGACAGCCUCAUUUCCGAUGACCAGUACGCCGUCGUGAUGACCGCCUACUCCGCGUUCGGUAUCGUCGUGUCCUUGUUCGGCCUCGUCACCAACGCCGUCAACAUUAAAACGUUCGUUGCCAUGGGGACACAAGAUGGCGUCACGGUGUCCUUCCUCUUCCUAUCGUCUGCCGAGCUCGUCUGUUUCUCGGCGACGCUCGGACAGCAACUGAGCAUGGCGUUGUGGGUCACUGAAAUCUUCAGCCACUACACGACAGUCAUCCCGUAUCACCCCAUGAUCUUUAACCUCUGUUUCGCCAACAUCCGCAACUGCCUGUUCACCAUCCCGGUGGUAAUCACCCUCUACGUAUCCGUGAUGAAGUGCAUGUGCGUGGUCAGACCCUUGCAUUUCAAAAACAUGUUCUCUAAAACCAGAACGAUGUGGGUCAUGUCAGCGAUUUGCGUCUUUGCGGUCGUGAGCUAUCUGCCCAUCUUUGCCACCACUGGGGUCACGCGGCAGUAUGAUAAAAAUAUCAGCAGAACCCGACCCAUGUUCUGGUCAUCGCCCCACAGAGAUCUCAUUAAAAGUAUCGUGUGGACGGCCAGGGAUUCCUUCCCCGCGGUGGUGUCACAGAUCAUCGUCGUCGCCUGCAUCUACGUCAUGUCCAGGACUUUGAUUCGCGCAGCUCGGUUCCAGGGACUCCCAUCACGACGUGAGGACGAGGCUGGGUAGCACGGAGCUGCAGGUGAUCAGGCAGGUUGUGGUCAUCUCCGUCAUCUACAUCGUGGGCAACACGCCCAAGGUGGCUGUAUUCGUAGCGCUGUAUGUCGUCCCCGACUUGACCGUUGGUAAACGCUAUCAGAAUGUGUACGCCAUUCUAAUGAACAGCAGGGAGCUUGUUGAAAACUGCGUGUCCGCUGUUAAUAUCAUAAUU